Grammomys surdaster is the source of this 2231-nucleotide messenger RNA. RefSeq names its product PR/SET domain 8 (gene Prdm8). Gene Ontology annotation, molecular function: protein binding. NCBI's taxonomy places the organism in Eukaryota, Metazoa, Chordata, Mammalia, Rodentia, Muridae. The record is from RefSeq and is a predicted model, not a curated record. The transcript is spliced from 3 exons. The coding region runs from base 1 to 2067 and encodes 688 amino acids. Gene Ontology annotation, biological process: regulation of DNA-templated transcription. Gene Ontology annotation, cellular component: nucleus.
AUGGAGGAUUCAGGCAUCCAGAGAGGUAUCUGGGAUGGAGAUGCCAAGGCUGUCCAACAAUGUCUGACAGACAUUUUUACCAGCGUAUAUACAACCUGCGACAUCCCAGAGAACGCCAUAUUCGGACCCUGUGUUCUGAGCCACACUUCCCUGUAUGACAGCAUAGCCUUCGUAGCCCUCAAGUCCACGGACAAGAGAACGGUACCUUAUAUCUUCCGGGUAGACACUUCGGCUGCAAAUGGUUCCUCAGAAGGUCUCAUGUGGCUGCGGCUGGUCCAAUCAGCCCGAGAUAAGGAAGAACAGAAUCUCGAAGCCUAUAUAAAAAACGGACAGCUGUUCUACCGCUCUCUCCGCAGGAUUGCCAAAGAUGAAGAGUUACUAGUUUGGUACGGGAAAGAACUGACUGAGUUGCUUUUGCUCUGCCCGUCUAGAUCUCAUAAAAUGAACGGGUCGGCUCCUUACACAUGCUUGGAAUGCAGCCAACGUUUCCAGUUUGAGUUUCCCUAUGUGGCACAUCUGCGAUUCCGCUGCCCCAAGAGACUUCACAGCACUGAUGCGAAUCCCCAAGACGAACAAGGGGGCGGCGUGGGCACCAAGGACCACGGCGGCGGUGGUGGUAAAGAGCAACAGCAGCAGCAACAGCAGCAGCAACAGGAGGCGCCGUUGAUCCCGGGCCACAAGUUCUGCAAAGCCGGCCCCAUACACCACUACCCCGCGUCGUCCCCGGAGGCGAGCAACCCGCCGGGUGCCACGGGUGCUGGCAGCGCCAAGCCGUCCACGGACUUCCACAACCUGGCUCGGGAACUGGAAAACUCCCGGGGAGGCAGCAGCUGCGCGGCGGCCCCAGGCAUCGGCGGUGGCGGCAGCGGCCACCAGGAGGCGGAGCUGAGUCCCGAAGGCGUCGCCGCGGGCGGCUGCAAAGGCAAGAGGCGGUUCCCGGAGGAGGCGGCGGCGGAGAGCGGCGGCGCGGGGCUGGCGGGCGGCCGUGCGCGCUUCUCCGAGCGGCCGCUGGCCACCUCCAAGGAGGAGCUGGUGUGCACCCCGCAGCAGUACCGCGCCGCCGGCAGCUACUUCGGCCUAGAGGAGAACGGCCGGCUCUUCGCGCCGCCCAGCCCCGAGACCGGCGAGGCGAAGCGCAGCGCCUUCGUGGAGGUGAAGAAGGCGGGCCGCACGGUAGGCUUGCAGGAGGAGGCGGCAGCAGCGGCGACAGACGGCGCAGGGGGCACGGCCGAGGACCCCGAGGCGGGAGGCGGUGUCGCCGGCGGUGGCAAUGGCUCGUCCACCCCCGCGGCGGGGUCGCCAGGGGCCCCCGAGAAGCUGCUGGCCCCGCGUCCCGGAGGCGCUCUGCCCGGCCGGCUGGAGGGUGGGAGCCCAGCGCGCGGCAGCGCAUUCACCUCGGUGUCGCAGCUGGGCAGCGGUGGCGGCUCGGCGACCGCGGGGACCGCGGGGGGCUCGGGAGGCGGCCAAGCGGCAGCAUCGGACGAGCGUAAGAGCGCCUUCUCGCAGCCCGCGCGCUCCUUCUCUCAGCUGUCCCCGCUGGUCCUCGGCCAGAAGCUGGGCGCGCUCGAGCCGUGUCACCCGGGAGACGGCGUGGGUCCCACCAGACUUUACCCGGCCACCGCCGAUCCGCUGGCUGUGAAACUGCAGGGGGCCGCGGACCUGAACGGAGCCUGCGGGCCCCUGGCGAGCGGUGGCGGCGGUGGCUUGCCCAAGCAGAGCCCCUUCCUCUACGCCACCGCCUUCUGGCCCAAGAGCUCGGCAGCGGCGGCUGCGGCGGCCGCGGCGGCCGCAGGGCCCCUGCAGCUGCAACUGCCCUCGGCGCUCACUCUGCUGCCGCCCUCCUUCACUUCGCUGUGUCUGCCCGCGCAGAACUGGUGCGCCAAGUGCAACGCCUCCUUCCGCAUGACCUCCGACCUGGUGUACCACAUGCGGUCUCAUCACAAAAAGGAGUAUGCCAUGGAGCCCCUGGUGAAGCGGCGGCGGGAGGAGAAACUCAAGUGCCCCAUUUGCAACGAAUCCUUCAGGGAGCGUCACCACCUGUCUAGGCACAUGACCUCGCAUAAUUGAUGCGUAAAAGACUCCGGCUUUCCACGCGUGUGCACGCACAGUCAAGCCACCUGCAGGAGCAGACACGCGAGGACAUCCGCCACUACCUUAUGCCCCCAAACACUGCAACCAAACACGUGCACACACAGGUCCCUCCCCUUGCCAGGAACCUCAUCAUCCAAAUG